AUGAGCCUCACCGAGUCGCCGUCGCCGUCGCCGUCUCCGUCGUCGUCGAGCGGGAGCGACGACUUCGCGGCCCUCCUCGCCUCCGAGCUCGAGCUCGCCUCCGGUGCUGACUCCGCCUUCCCUAGCGAUCCCUCCUCCGCUUUCCCCGCCACCGACGACGAGGGCGAGGACGAGGAUGAGGAUGAUGAUUCGGAGGAGCUAGAGGUCGGGGCAUGUCCACAUCUUGGAUAUAUAAAUGGACUUUGCUAUACAUGUGGCAAUCCACAAGACGAGGAAGAUGUUUCAGGAGUUGCUUUAGAUUACAUCCACAAGGGCUUGAGGCUAGGUACCUCAGAAAUUGACAGACUACGUUGUGCUGAUUUGAAGAAUCUGUUGCGUGAAAGAAAAUUAGUACUCAUUUUGGACUUGGAUCACACACUGAUCAACUCAACCAAACUCCAAAAUAUUUCUUCUGCUGAAAAAGAUUUGGGUAUUCAGACUGCUGGUUCAAAAGAUGAUCCAAACGGAAGCAUCUUUGCACUAGAAUCAAUGCAGUUGCUCACAAAGUUGAGACCAUUUGUCCGAGAAUUUCUCAAAGAAGCAAGCAAUAUGUUUGAGAUGUAUAUAUACACCAUGGGUGACAAAGCUUAUGCCAUUGAAAUUGCUAAGCUUCUUGACCCUAGUAACAUCUAUUUCCCUUUAAAAGUGAUUUCAAACUCAGAUUGCACUCAGCAGCACCAGAAAGGUCUUGAUGUGAUUCUUGGAGCUGAAAGUGUUGCAGUGAUUCUUGAUGACACUGAGUUUGUGAUCAAGGCGGUACGGAAGGAAAUACUGCAAGGUUGCAAAAUAGUCUUCAGUCGGGUGUUCCCAAACAAUACACGCCCACAGGAGCAGAUGAUCUGGAAGAUGGCCGAGUAUCUGGGUGCCGUUUGCUCUACAGAUGUGGAUUCCAGUGUCACCCAUGUUGCAACUGUGGAUCUAGGAACAGAGAAGGCCCGCUGGGGUGUUGACAACAAGAAGUUCUUGGUCCACCCACGCUGGAUUGAAGCAGCAAAUUUCCGGUGGCAUAGGCAACCGGAGGAAGAUUUUCCUGUCACUCCCCCGAAGGAAAAGAGCAGAGAGAAAGAUAAUGCUGUGGCUGGCAAGAAGAAAACGAGCAAGGAUAAGGAGAAUGCUGCAGCUGGCCAGAUGGAAACGAGGAAGGACAAAGAAGAAAAUGCUGUGGCUAGCCAGAAGGAAACGGGGAACGAUGAAGGAAAUGUAGCCGGUCAGGAGAAAGAUGAUGCCAAAGAAAACGUUGUGGCCACAUCUACAACAGGCCCUGCUGACUCGUAA
This is a messenger RNA of Miscanthus lutarioriparius, 1314 nucleotides long. NCBI's taxonomy places the organism in Eukaryota, Viridiplantae, Streptophyta, Magnoliopsida, Poales, Poaceae. The record is from the annotation of a GenBank genome assembly.